GCAGAAGUACAUGCACAAUGAUUUAUUAUGUUCAGCUCACAGGUUUUUCGCAAGAGAAAUAUUAAUUAACGGGUCACUCGAUAAAACAAAUGAGUAAAGAAAACAGAAUGUUAUCUAUAUAAUUGAUUAAUAUAAGCUGUUAAAUAUAAUUAUAUAACCAGCGUUUAUUAAUACUAUCAAUCAGUCUAUUAAAACAAAUUUGAGGUUAGUUAUUACAUGUAAAUUCAUGUUAGAUUUCAUCACAUAGACUCAUAACCUCUUUCAAUGCUGUAUCUUUUAUAUAUUAAGCUUACGAAAAAGGUAUAUUAAAAUUGUGAAGAAGGAAAAAUAAAAGAAUGCGGUGUGUUACAACGAUUAAGAGUAAAUUAUUACCAGUGUUUCGUCAUAAUGGAACGAUCAGUCGAUCGUUUUACAGAAAUCAUCAUCUAGAAACUCAUAAUAUAUUACCGGUUUAUAUUAAACCACAAUUUCCUCGAACAGAAUUUCCUAAUCAAAGACUUGGAAUAUUAACUCGAAAUAUUCGAAAUCGUAGACAGUGCGUAGCUGUUGCAUCUAUUAAAUUAUUUUCAACUAAGAAAUCUGACAGAGAUCCUCCGAAUGAAAAUGAUGCAGAGCAAUCAGAGGACUAUUCAGCUACAUUACCUGCUACAGUGGUUGUACCAGAAGUAUGGCCUCAUGUACCAGUUAUUGCAAUCAGUAGAAAUCCUGUUUUUCCUAGAUUUAUCAAGCUUAUAGAACUUUCUAAUCCUAUUCUCAUUGAUUUAAUACGUAGGAAGGUUAAAUUAAAUCAGCCUUAUGUUGGGAUAUUUUUGAAAAAGACCGAAGAAAAUGAAGCAGAGAUAGUACAAAAUCUUGAUGAUAUUUAUUCCGUUGGCACAUUUGCACAAAUUCAUGAAGUACAAGAUUUAGGAAAUCGCUUAAGACUUGUAAUAAUGGCACAUCGAAGAAUUAAAAUCGUUGGACAAAUACUAGAAGAUGUUGCUGCUGUACAACCGGUGCAUGAGAUGAAACUGACGUUUCCACUAUUAAAUACAACAAUUAACGUCCCUGUAGACGAUUCAAUGACCACUGGUAAAGUGAGCCGUAGAACAACAUCACGUAAAAAGUCAGGAUCAGAAAAAUUAGAAAGAUCAGAAAAAUUAGAUAAUUCAAGUGCAGGAGAAGAUACUCCACAGAAUAAACCACUAAUUGAAGAAAAACAAGCAGAGCCUUCUUCCGAAUCAACGACAUCGGAAUCUCAGCCAAUUUUAAUGGUAGAAGUUGUAAAUGUUACUCAUGAAAAAUUUAGACAAACAGAAGAAAUUAAGGCACUUACACAAGAAUUAAUUAAAACUAUUAGAGAUAUCAUAAGUAUGAAUCCAUUGUAUCGUGAAUCUCUGCAACAAAUGCUUCAUCAAGGACAAAGAGUAGUCGACAAUCCAGUUUACCUGAGUGAUUUAGGUGCUGCUUUAACUGGAGCAGAUGCACAAGAAUUGCAGCAAGUCCUAGAAGAAAUGGAUAUUCUUAAAAGAUUGAGAUUAUCGCUUGCACUGUUAAAGAAGGAAUAUGAAUUAAGUAAAUUACAACAAAAGAUUGGUAGGGAAGUUGAGGAAAAAGUAAAGCAACAACAUAGAAAAUACAUAUUGCAUGAACAGUUAAAAGUCAUUAAGAAAGAACUAGGUUUAGAAAAGGAUGACAAAGAUGCGAUAGAAGAAAAAUAUAGAGAGAAAAUAAGGCAGAAAACAGUUCCCAAACCUGUUAUGGAUGUAUUAGAUGAAGAAUUAAAUAAAUUAAGUUUUUUAGAAAGUCAUAGUAGUGAAUUUAAUGUUACAAGAAAUUAUUUAGAUUGGCUAACUUCAAUGCCUUGGGGUAUAACUAGUCCAGAAAAUUUAAAUUUACAACAGGCUGUAGAAAUUUUAGAUGAAGAUCAUUAUGGAAUGGAGGAUAUUAAAAAAAGAAUUCUUGAAUUUAUUGCUGUCAGCCAAUUGAAAGGUUCAACUCAAGGAAAAAUAUUAUGUUUCCAUGGUCCUCCUGGAGUAGGAAAAACAUCUAUAGCUAAAUCGAUAGCUCGUGCACUUAAUAGAGAAUAUUUCAGAUUUAGCGUUGGAGGAAUGACAGAUGUAGCAGAAAUUAAAGGACAUAGAAGAACAUAUGUAGGAGCCAUGCCUGGCAAAGUUAUUCAAUGCUUGAAAAAGACCCAAACUGAAAAUCCAUUAGUGCUGAUAGACGAAGUAGAUAAAAUUGGAAAGGGACAUCAAGGAGACCCUGCUUCUGCCCUUUUAGAAAUGUUGGAUCCAGAACAAAAUGCGAACUUCUUAGAUCAUUAUUUGGACGUUGCAGUCGAUCUAUCAAAAGUUUUGUUUAUAUGCACGGCAAAUGUAGUUGAUACUAUUCCAGAACCUCUUAGAGAUCGAAUGGAAAUGAUCGAGAUGUCCGGUUAUGUAGCAGAAGAAAAACUUGCAAUUGCUAAACAAUAUUUAAUACCACAGGCUAUGAAUGAUUGCGGGCUUAACGAUUCGCAAAUUACUAUGCAGGACAAUUCACUUACAUCUUUGAUUAAAUAUUAUUGUCGAGAAUCAGGAGUUAGAAAUCUUCAGAAACAUAUAGAAAAAAUUCACCGUAAAGUGGCUUUCAAAGUCGUUAAGAAAGAAAUAGACAGAAUCGAUAUAACUGCAAGCAAUUUACAUGAUUUUGUAGGAAAGCCUGUAUUUACACAAGAUAGAAUGUAUGAAAUUACACCUCCAGGUGUAGUUAUGGGUCUUGCAUGGACUGCCAUGGGUGGUUCUACAUUGUUUAUUGAAACUGCUAUUCGAAAACCUACAAAUGUAAACAAGAUGGAGGGUACAUGUGAAUCAACUGGCCACUUAGGAGAAGUUAUGAAAGAAUCAAUACAUAUAGCAUUGACAGUAGCUAAGAACUUUUUAAAAGAAGAAGAUCCAUCAAAUACAUUUUUAUAUGAUUCUCAUAUACAUUUACAUGUUCCUGAAGGAGCUACUCCAAAAGAUGGACCAAGCGCGGGUGUAACUAUAGCAACAGCAUUAAUUUCUCUUGCUAAAAAUCAAGCUAUUAGGCAGGAUGUUGCUAUGACAGGAGAACUUAGUUUAAUAGGAAAAGUUUUACCUGUUGGUGGUAUUAAAGAAAAGACAAUUGCGGCAAAAAGGGUAGAUGUUAAGUGCAUAAUAUUACCAGAGGAAAAUAAGAAAGAUUUCAAUGAUCUUCCAAAAUAUAUAACAGAUGGUCUUGAAGUUCAUUUUGCUUCAACAUUUGAAGACGUUUAUCGUAUAUGUUUCCUAGAAGGACAAAAAGCUCCAACUAUUAACAAUGACGAAACAUUUUCAAAUAUUCAUAUAUCAUCCAAACAACCAGCACCUUUAAUUGGUAAACAGGAUUCUUUAUGAAGAUAUACUUUAUGAAAAUAUACUUUAUUAUAUAUAGCGUCCAACAGUAUCCAAGUCGGAUAUAUUCAUUGAUAAUGGAGCCUGUUAUGUUAAUCUUGUACAAGACAGUUUAAUUGGUCAUUUUUACUUCAUUUUUAAAUGCUAUUGAAAAAUAUGUAUAAAAACUGUAAAAUGUGACAGAAUUUUUCUAUAUUAUUAUGUACUGCCAGAUAGUAUAAUUAUAGAAAGCAGUUUAUAUUUCAUUACAGAUUUUUGUAAUCGACAUUCAUUUAAGGAACAUAAGAUUCUACACAAAAAUCAGUAUAGUUAUUAACAAUAUUAAAUACAAUGUAUAUUUUUCAAAAAAAGUUAAAAAGUAAGUAUGAUAGUAGUUAUUAUCAAAAUAAUUAUUGAAUGUCUUGAGA
This is a messenger RNA of Vespa crabro (European hornet), 3781 nucleotides long. It is a transcript of the gene Lon, whose product is annotated as lon protease homolog, mitochondrial. Gene Ontology annotation, molecular function: ATP binding; ATP-dependent peptidase activity; ATP hydrolysis activity. The transcript has 11 exons. Bases 336 to 3377 code for a protein of 1013 amino acids. Gene Ontology annotation, cellular component: mitochondrial matrix. The record is from RefSeq and is a predicted model, not a curated record. Gene Ontology annotation, biological process: protein catabolic process; protein quality control for misfolded or incompletely synthesized proteins; chaperone-mediated protein complex assembly. Lineage: Eukaryota; Metazoa; Arthropoda; Insecta; Hymenoptera; Vespidae.